This is a messenger RNA of Monoraphidium neglectum, 603 nucleotides long. RefSeq lists its product as hypothetical. Lineage: Eukaryota; Viridiplantae; Chlorophyta; Chlorophyceae; Sphaeropleales; Selenastraceae. The record is from RefSeq and is a predicted model, not a curated record. Bases 1 to 603 code for a protein of 200 amino acids. The transcript has 5 exons.
AUGAGCGGACCGCCCUCCCAACCCAGGGCCAGAGCGGCGCCCUCGCGGCGUGUGGAGCGCUACCAGUCCGCGGGCGCCCUGUUUGGCGUGUCCUGGCCCAAGGCCGCCUGGUUCGUGGAGGGCCAGGGCCGCUGGGGCGUGGCCGGCAUGAGCGAGUGCCCCCUGAAGCUGGCCUUCGUCCCCCUGGGGUCCUUCAUACACACGGUUGGUGCGCGGCCUCCCGACGUGUCAGUGAUAACGUACCUGCAGCGCCUCAAGGAGCAGGGCUGGGACGUCACGCGCACGGAGAGGAAGCUGCUGAUGUGCGGCGGGGACGACGCGGCAGCCAUCAUGCCCGCCGCCUCGCCGGCGGAGGGCGGGUCGGCCGGCUCCGGCUGGGGCUCGGACGGCUGGGCGCUCGGCGUGCAGCUUCCCGGCAGCCGCCGCCUGGCGGCCGGGCCCUGGUGGCCCUGCGAGGUGGUGGACCCCUGGCGGCCGCCCAUGGGGUUCCUGUUUUUGUUAGACCACAUGACGGCACUGGACGAGCACGAGCGGCGGAUGUACGUGCCCGGUGACGUCACCAGGGGCGUGGCCAAGGCGGCCGUCUGGAGCGCGGCGGGUUGA